Scylla paramamosain (green mud crab) is the source of this 972-nucleotide messenger RNA. Its product is annotated as pyroglutamylated RF-amide peptide receptor-like. The record is from RefSeq and is a predicted model, not a curated record. Gene Ontology annotation, cellular component: plasma membrane. Gene Ontology annotation, molecular function: neuropeptide Y receptor activity; peptide binding. The transcript is spliced from 9 exons. Gene Ontology annotation, biological process: G protein-coupled receptor signaling pathway; cellular response to hormone stimulus. Bases 1 to 972 code for a protein of 323 amino acids. Lineage: Eukaryota; Metazoa; Arthropoda; Malacostraca; Decapoda; Portunidae.
AUGGCCUCUAGUCACUGGCUGGCGCGUCUCUUCUCCUACUCGUGGACUCUCGGGGCAGUCAUGUGUAAGACCCUAUACUUCCUGCAGGCGCUGUCGGCGAUCUGCUCCGUGCUCACGCUGACUACGAUGAGCAUUGAAAGGUACUACGCCAUCGUGCACCCAAUGAGGGCACAGUACCGCUGCACCAUCUCCCAGGCCAAGAGAUUGUGCGGGGGUCUUUGGCUCCUCUCCCUUGUCCUCGCCUCCCCAGUCACCGUCAUGCAGGUGCACAUGGAGGUGGGCCACCGCGUGCGCGCGUUCUGGUGCGUGCGCGACUGGGACUCCCCGCGGCUGUGGCGAGGCUACGAGACGUACAUGAUGGCGGUGGUGCUGGUGGUGCCCGCCUCGGUGAUGGCCGCGGCGUACACGGCCAUCGGCGGCGCCAUCGUCAGCAUGGUGGCGCGGCGCCGCACCAUCACCAGCAAGGGCCAGAUUGCUGACGGAGGGUCUCUUCUGAAUGACAACACACGGAGGCGACGACGCGAUGCUCAGGACUCGGAGGUGCUUCAGGUGGUGUCGAUGCUGGUGGUGGUGGUGCUGCUGUUCAUCCUGUGCUGGUCCCCCGUCCUGGUGGUCAACGUGCUCAAGGCAUACUCAGUGCUUCCCCUGUACUCCCCGACACUCAAGCACAUCGCUACGGUGGCUGACCUCCUCUCCUACUGCAACAGCUGCGUCAAUCCCUUCGUGUACGGUUUCAUGUCCAAGAACUUCCGUAAGAGCUUCAAGCAGGUGCUGUGUUGCCGCCGCAGCCCGCCCCGCCCCCCAACACACCUGUCCCUCACGCGCACCUCCAUCAUGAGACAUCACAGCGACACCAGCCGAGUGUGGAGCAGCAGAAGUGUGAUAGCCCGAGUCACCUUUCCUCUUAGCUCCAGCAAUGGUCGCAGCAUGCCCACGGAGUCUUCCAUCAUUUACAAGACCACACCCUCAUAG